Messenger RNA from Leishmania major strain Friedlin, 6087 nucleotides. RefSeq lists its product as hypothetical. The transcript has a single exon. The coding region runs from base 1 to 6087 and encodes 2028 amino acids. The record is from RefSeq and is a predicted model, not a curated record. Lineage: Eukaryota; Euglenozoa; Kinetoplastea; Trypanosomatida; Trypanosomatidae.
AUGAACCGAGCAUUCCUGUCGGACCUGGCGUGGCGCAUCAGCCUACACCCCAGCUGCCGUGCCGAGCUGCGCCGCCAUUGGCCGGCCCCGCACUACCACAAGACACCCCAUGAUAUCGAGGAGGCUGAAGAGCAGCCCCGGUGCCAAGCGACUGGGGCCUCCCCGCCUGUGGCAGCGGUCGCCAGCCAAGAUGAAAGUAAGAAGAGCGGCGGCGGUGGUAGUUGGGCGUUCAAUCCGUAUGAAACCUUCAGCCUGCGCCUGAAGCGCAAGCGCAAGGAACCCGUGAAGGCCGGCUGUCGAAGCCGCUGUGGCGAGGCGGCUCUGCCGGGGCAACAUCAGCAGCAGCAGCAGCAGACGAGAAUGGACGCAUCGCAGGCGAAAGCGAUGCGGCAAAUCAGAAGUAAUAGCCCCAGCUCGAAUUCGACAAGCUCUCCAGCUCGCGUUGUUGGCGUCAGACUAAACACUUCAAGCGCGUCGUCGCUUACGCGAGCCAGCAAGCUCAGCAGCUCGUUGGUCGUCACGGCAAAGCCAGCAGCAGCAGUAGCGAAUGCGAAAAGAGCAGCGGCCAACAAGAGCAAGAGUACCAGCGCACCCGCAGCGAGUUCCUCCGCGUUGGCCAGCGGCCAGGUCAAGGCCGUAGCCGCCGCUCACCCCUCUCCCAGCACCUUGGCGAGCGCGUCGUCACAACAACGCGUUGGCAGGGUGGUGGAGAGGAGCGCAUCGCUUCCACUCAUCCGCGCAGCAGCAGCAGCCGCCACCGUCACGAAGGCGGCAGCGAGCACGGCAACGAAAGAGUCCGACGAAGUGCCCACAAGUGUCGUCGACGACUCUGCCUCCGCCGCACCUGCCAAAUCGAAGAGGGACAAGAAUAAAGCCAAGUCGGUGCAUGUCGACGCGAACGACACGAAACUGAAGACGGUGCGCAACAGAGCCGCGGCAACGACCACAGGCGGUCCUAGCAUCGGGCCAGCCGUGGCGAAGAAAAAGAAAACCGCUGGACACUGCAGCAGCACCAUCGGCAGCAACGCCGCCGACAGUGACAACGGCAGCGAGAGAGCAGGCUACAUCCGCGAUCCGCUGAAUAUUCGCCUUCCGCACAGUCCGCCGUACCGAGGAAGGCAGACGGCCGGUCGAAACGGGCAUCGACCUGUGCACGUGACGAUUCGUUGGAGCGGUGCACGGCAGCGACGGCGUCGCUUCUUUGCGCAGUACCCAGCCCUCGCGCAGCCGGAGAAGGCGAUGUACCUGCAACAGCUAAUCUGCCGCGCAGAGCCGUCGCCGAGCUUGGAUGGCCGAGAAGUCGCCUUGGACGCGGUCGCGUCUGAAGAAAAGCAUUACAGCGGAGCCCAGGAAAAGGUGCCGCAUCAGGGCUUCACGCCGCCACGGGUGCCAAGAUCGGUGAACUUCUCUGACGCCGCCACGACAGUGGGUCAGUCCGCCCCACGCCCACCCAGUACUGUGGCUGGCACCUUCCUGUCCGACAGCACUCCACGCGCUGACGCGCGGCUGCAGCAGCAGCAGCAGCAGCAGAAACUGUGCUCCGGUGAUAGAAAAGCCGGUCACACGACCACCACCACGGCAACUACAGGAAGACGCGCUUCCCUCUCCUCUACCGGCGGCCAUGCCGCUGCGCGCUUACACGCACGCAUGCGCAGUCAGGGCGAGGACGAGAAGGUUGCCUUGUACGCUGUUGCCAGCAACGCCUCCAUCAACGAAAGCAACAGCGGCGCACUUCCAGUCCGCCCCUUCGCCCGGCAUCCACCGCUGAAGGGCACCUCGACUCUUUCGCAGAGCACCAACACGGCGGCGCGGACGUCGGCGCUCAGUAUCUCUGGCUCGGAGAUGCCAACGCCAUCCAGCACAGAUAAUUACUCUGCCACCCUUCACAGCGCUGUCUGCCGGCCGAACUCGCUUUUCAUCGUUCGCUCUCCUCCGCAGGACUACGCCGACGAGGCCGCGGCCUACGGUUCCUACUAUUACUCGCGCCAAGUCGGUGUGGCAGGGAACUCGAGCGGCCCUCUCGCCGCGAUGGGCCCGAUCGGCUCCCACAGCCUUCACAGUUCAUCGGGUGGCGUUGCCUCCGCCAGCGGACCGAAUCGCCUCCGCGUCACGUACGUGACUGCCAACGCGUGCAGCACUACGCGCACGUGGUGUCAACAUCACCACAGUCUCAGCCACAGCACAGAUCGAGGGUCGAGCCCGUAUCAGCCGUCCAGCUUGGCCCCGGCAAACCCGUCCGCCUCGCAGUCCAUGGCGUCCGCGCUCUCCUGCGCCACCUUGUCCCCGCAUGUGCCGCAGCAGCAGCAGCAGCAGCAACGGCAGAAGGGUGGCGGUCCCCGCGGUGUGGCCCACAUUCAGCGCCCUCACCCCCUGAACGCGGGCGGUCCAAGCUUGCCUGAUCCCAGGCCGAGUGGGAAGGUGUGGUACAACCUGGACAGCCCCACGCUAGUAAACAGCGCCGCCUCGAGAACCGGCGAUGGCGGCGGCGAUGGCGAUGGCGGGGAUGCGCACGCAGAAAGCGCGUUCUCCGCCCUGCCGUCCCCGUCGCCGUCUGCGACCUCGACGCCGCUGCCCUCGACAACCCUCUGCGCCGCCGCCGCCGCGGCUGGGCCAAGGAUAAUGAUGCGGAGCGCGACGAUCAGAGGGGAUGCUGCCACCCAUGCCGGAGGCGGUACGGGCACGCCCCCGCCGCUCAACGUGAAGACGGUGAUGGCGCAGCGGCAUUGCUCAUGCCUUCUGUGCCGGCAGCAGCAACAAGAACGCUCGAGCCCUGCGCCCGUCGGCGACUCCGCCCCUGUCGCCACAGCGUGCAACUCAGGCCCUUUGCCCCAUUUUCCGCACGAGAACUCAUCGUCUUCCUCGGCGGCGGGCACGGUGGCCUUCAGUCCGCCGACAGUGCACGUGGCCUCCAACCCGUCGUGCAGCGACUCUCAACCUCGACGCCAGAAGCUGCAGCAGUCGAGCAUCAUCUCUGCGCCGUCGCCGCGGCCCCCUCAAGCCCCGGUGCCGCUGGGCGUCGCACCUGGUAGCGUGCAGCCCCUGGCAGGGAAACGGGCGACCUCCACCCAACACCGUGCACGCGCAGGCGAAGGUGCGAUCGACGAGCCCCGCAGCUCCGGCGGUGUAGGCAGCAGGGAGACGGACGGCGCGCCGUGCCAUCGCACCUCCGUGCACGCACAGCGGCAGUCGUCGCACUUUUCGUUCACCAAUUUGGCAGAAAUCCGCCGCACUGGCGAGUUGCUGAAGCUGCCGCAGCAGCACUCCCACUCAAAGGUGCCAGCCACCAACCAGCUCAGUGCCGAGUCCUCUCUGCAUCUUUUCGCGACUGGCGAGGGUGGAGUCGACUACAGCAACGCCUCCUCCGUGCAGCUAACACAGCAAUAUUUGGACUCGUCUCCGCAACCCGUCCCGUGCCUGACGACGCCGCACACGCGGCGUGACAGCGAGAGGGAUCUGCAGGCGCCGUCAUUCUGGCAUCCGGUGUACACGGCGACACGCCUCUACGCCGCCAGCGAGAGCACGGCGUGGCUCGAGAACAACAGCUUCGCCACAGUCACAGCCACGCCAGCGAUGUCGACAGUUUGGGGGCACGGCACCUCCACGGGGCCGCACGCGGGCUACCUCUGCAACAGCAACAACUUCAUGUUCUCGGAGCCGGCAACACCGCUCUGCUGGACGCAGCAGCGCAACUCUUCCGGUUUGGUGCCAUCGCACCAGCGGGUGUCGAGCUGCUCUCUCGCGUCGACGUCCCUCCUCAGCCACCCGCACCUACACACACCCUCGUUCGGCACCAUGGGCAGCACCCUUCCACAGGGUGCACGGCGCACUCCGUUGGGCCUGCCUCGCUCACCGUCCUUGGUCACCUCCACUGCGACCCCAACCGCCGCAGCACCGCAGGUGUUCUGCAAGUACCAGCGGCCGGAGCGCCAGCGCCGCCGCCGCCGGUUCCCGCGGCUGCUGCCGGGGACGCGGUGCCCUGGAAUGGCUGGCCGGCUCGCCUUCGACGCCCACCGCGCCGCGGUCCGCAGCGGCGCCAUCGCCGAAGCAGAAGAAUGCAGCUAUUACCUGAGCCAUGAGCGGUGCACCUCGGCAAGCGCCAUGCCAGGCACGUCCUUGACCACCCCGCACCACCGCUCGACUGUGCGCCAGUCGUCGCCGUCACUGUCGCCACUGCUGUCGGGCAGCCCGCUCUGCGUGGUGUCGCUGGCCGACUGUCGCGCCAACUUCUCACACGACGCCGCAUCCACGAGCACAACGGGUGAUGGGCGCAACGCGAAGGCGCACUGGGAUGAGGGAACGGAAGAGAGCGACGAAAUGGGGGACGAGGAUGAGGAGACCACCUUCGGCACGCCGCGCUUCCUAUUUCACAUCCCUCCCUGCUGCGAUGACCCGUACCACCGCGACGAGGAGGCGCUCGAGAUGCUCAGCAUCACCACAACCUCAUCCUGCGCCUUCGGGGCUGGUCUCGACGGGCUCCGCUGGCAGGACUGGAUGCCGUCCUCUCCCUUGGAAACGAGUGAGGUGAUGCUGCGCACAGUGGAGCAGGCCGCCGCCACAGCAACCGAAGCAGCGGCGUCCACGCACGCGCGAGACUCGAACCGCCUCUCCACGAUCGCCGACAGCAAUAAUCGGGGGAUUAAGGAUGCGCUUGGCAGUGGCCAGGCCGAAACAGAGGCGGGCGCUAGGGCGGCCCACGCUGUGGACUCCUUUGUGACCGGCUCAGCAGCCGCUGCAGGCCUCGGUGCACCGAGCAGCAGCGUAGCUACGAGCAGCCGCCAACCGCUCGGUGCGUUUGCGGAAGGCGGAAAAGUCGUUUCGACGGACAUUGCGGCGCCGCGCAACUCCGAGGAUCUCGUCUGCGUGACCUGCCGCGCCAUGGACAGUGCGUCGGCUGGGGGCAUCGGCGAGGGCGCUACAGAUCUGCACGACUCGCCCACGGGUGCGUCGCACGAUUUCAGCAACAGCCUGAACGCGCCGGGGGGCGGCAAGCGGCCGUUCAUUGCGGAGUGGAUCGUGUCGAAGCUGCAGAAGCGUAUGGAGAAGAAGAAGAAGAUGCAGCGCAAGCAGCUGGAGCGCGAGGCCGCCGCCGCGGAGGCGGCCGGAAUGGACAAUACACUGCAGUUUCGCCUCGAGGGCGGGUCGGAGUCGCUUCCAUCGCCCGCCGGCGCGCCGCGGGCGCAUAGCCGCACGUCGAGCAUGUCCGACUGCAGCGACGCCGGCCCGCCGUGCGGUGGCUACUUCAGUCAGGCGUUCAAGAGCUACGGUAGCCGUUGCCUGCUGUGCUCCAGCCCGAUGAUGCCCACUGGUGCUAAGGCCGCGCAGCAGCACCGCCAGCGCCUCGCUUAUCUGGCAGCAGCGUACCAGACGGAGCUCGUCAUUCAUGAGCAGAAGCGGCGCGAGGCGGAGGAGAACCGCCGUGGCCUGGAGGCGCUUGUGCACCGCUACCGCGCAAAGAUGACCCCAGCGGCGGCGGUGGCGGGCUACUACUAUGAGGCUCACGUUGUGACGUCUCCGACCAUUUUUCGGCCGCAUGCGCAGCCGCACAAGGAGUCCUUGGCCACGUCGUCGCUGAAGCCCACCACUACCAACGCGACGGCGGCGGCAAAGGCCGCAUAUACCGUUAGCGAGGGCUCCAGCAACGGCGUCAACCCGAGUGGCAGCAGGAGCUACUCGAUCGGGUCUGAAGAGCACGCCGGAGACGCGGCGGUAGAAGCACACUCGGCUAUGAGCUUCUGGUUUCCACGGAUCCCGGAGCAAGGCAACGCGACUCCACCGCCGCCUCCCCUGACGCACACCAGCAAGGCGGGCAAAGGCCGCUCGAACACAAUAAGUCAGCAGCAGAGCGACACCACUGGUCGCGCUUGUGCGAAGACGACAGCGGCAGCGAGCAGCAGCGAGGCAGCGAAGCUGAAGCCGAGCUGCGCUGCCGCACCCGAGCGACAGCCGCACUGUAAGCGCGAGCACCGGGACUGCCACGCAUUUGCGGUGCCGUCCACGGUGGAGGCGGAGCGGGUGCGUGUGGCGCUGGACACUGUCAAGACAAAGAAGCAAGCCAUCGAAAGCUGGAUCUUCGGUCUGCGCUUGUAA